Messenger RNA from Micromonas pusilla CCMP1545, 1522 nucleotides. RefSeq lists its product as uncharacterized. Gene Ontology annotation, molecular function: protein binding. The transcript is spliced from 4 exons. NCBI's taxonomy places the organism in Eukaryota, Viridiplantae, Chlorophyta, Mamiellophyceae, Mamiellales, Mamiellaceae. The record is from RefSeq and is a predicted model, not a curated record. The coding region runs from base 199 to 1434 and encodes 411 amino acids.
CAAACCCAACGCGCGCGACACGCGACGUCGCACGUCGCUCCGACGCCGUCGCAUCGUCGCGUCCCCGCCGCGCACCGCGCACGCAUCGCGCGAGACCCGUCCGCGCGCACGCAUCGCGCGCGCCGCGUCGCCAGAUUCGCGAAGGAUUGACCCGCGGGCUUUUCGUCUCCUUCGACCGUUCAACGUUCACAAAUGACGAUGGCGACAGCCGCGUCCUCCGCGCUCGCGUCGCCCCGCGCGACGUUCAGACGCGCCUCUAAACGCGCGAUCUCGCGCCGCGCGCGCGUCGCGACGACGACGCGCGCGUCGACGUCGAGCGAUUACACCGUCCCGACGUCCCUCGUCGGUCUCUCCGACGCGUCCCCGGACGCGCCGCCGAUCGUGAAGUACACGAUCCGCUUCUACACGGGCUCGAAGAUGGGCAGCGGCCUCUCCGCCCCUGACGCGGGCGUGCAAGUCAUGCUCAUCGGCGCGGACGGCCGAGCGUUCAUGCAACGCGUCGAUCGGUACCCCGAACUCACGCCGCUCUCGUCGGACUCCUCCCGCGACGUCGCGCUGUACUCCUCCCCGCGGUUCGAGAGAGGGGACGUCGACGAGGUGACUUUCGACGCGCCGGACAUCGGCGCGCCCGCCGCGCUCUGGAUCGCGCCGGAGUCGCACGGGGAGUGGUACCUCGAGGAGGUGGAGGUGACGUGCUCCCCCGGGUCGUCGAUGGCGACGGCGGCGGCGAGCGAGGGCAACGCGGGGACGAUGUCGUUCCCGUGCAUGGACCUCGUCGGCGGCCGCGACGCCGCGCUCGAGUUGAGGCCCUCCGAGUUUAAGCGGAUGACCGCGGAGCAGCGCGCGGCGAUGCGCGAGGAAGGGUUGCGCGAGUACGGCGAGUUGAAAUUUCGAAUGCUGGCGGCGACUGGCGCGAGCGUCGUCCUCGGCUGCGGCGUGACCGCCGCGCUGUCGCACGGCGGCGACGGCCUCGAGACGAUGAAAGCGUUCGCGUCCGGCGGAGGCGUGGGGUUGAUCUACCUCUACAUGCUCACGCGGAGCGUGGACACGCUCGGCGGAGGCGCCGCCGCCGGAAACGGCGGCGAGGCGCGGCCCGUCGCCGCCGUCGCGCUCGACGCCGUGACGUCGUUCGCCUCGAGCGGGCCGAUGCGGCUGCUGCUGCUCGGUCUCGUCGGCGCCGCCGCCGCGCAUCACGUCGACGCCGCGCAGGCGAUCGACGCGACCGGGCAGCAUACGGCGUACGGCGAAGCCCUCGCCGCGGUGCUCGGAUUUUUCACGUACAAAGCCGGCGUCCUCGUCGCCGGAUUCAGCGGGUUGAACACGCCGCCGCCGUCGCCGGGCGUCGACGCGUCGAACAACAUCUCCGCGCGGCCGGUGCCGAUCCGCGUCGAGGUGGACGAGACGAGGUCCUCGCGCACGAGGUCCUCGCGCUGACGAGACGGAGGACGAUGGACGGCGUCCGUCCGCGGUGUAAGAGUAACCCGAUGAUUCUUGUAAAAUGCAACGCAACGCACGAUAAAAC